This is a messenger RNA of Guillardia theta CCMP2712, 763 nucleotides long. RefSeq lists its product as hypothetical. Lineage: Eukaryota; Cryptophyceae; Pyrenomonadales; Geminigeraceae. The record is from RefSeq and is a predicted model, not a curated record. The transcript has a single exon. The annotation marks the transcript as partial.
CUCUCCCCGACAGCCGAUGCACGUGUAGAGGAGGGAUGGAAGGGAAGGCAGGAGGGAGGGAGAUGAAGAUGAGGUCCAACUUCGCUCGCGUCGAGGCUCUUCACGCCGCCGCCAUGGCCCUCCAGUGCCUCCUGCCGCGGGAAGCCGGAGGGCCUCGAGAGCUCGCGGGUGACCCUGAGGGGCUGCAGCGCUGGCUCUCAGCAGGAAGAGAGGCUAGAAACUCGAUCCCCCAGCUCGAUUGGAGCGAGAGGAGCAGCGUAGAGGCCUGCGGUAGCCUCGUCUCCUCCGUCCUUCCCUGCUGCGUUCCUGCCAUGCAGAGCGGCUGGGGCGGGCGAUGGCAGGAAGACCCAGACCUAGGAAAGAGAGGUCUGCUGCUGAUGUUACAAGUGCUGGGGAAUGCAGCCGCAAGCCAUCGGAGCAUGAGAGAUCAGAUCUGGGAGGAUGCAUGGCCGGCGCCUCUCCUCGACCUGGUGCUUGCGGAUACACAUUCCAGUUGCAAGUCAGUGGUGGCGAUGAUUGCAUACAACGUGUUGAAGAACAACACCGAGGCCUCGUUGAAGUUUGUGAGCAGCGAAGAGGGGGGGGUGUUCCUCUUCUCCCUCCUCAAGUGCUUCUAUCACAAGCAAGAGACUCCCCUCAGCCCGGACGAGCAGAGCGGCCUGACAGACCUGGGAGGAUGGUUGGAGGUCAUCAUGGAAGAGCUGGUGCAGCAGGGGCACCUGACGGCGGUGCAUCAGAGGCUGGGGACGCUGCCGAGCUCGGG